AUGCAGGAGAUGAUUUUUUGGUGGCACGGAUACAACAGCGCUUCUUACAGAGAGGGUAAUGGCCGAGCUUUUACAGAUGCUGAUGUGAUUAAAUUGCCCUACUUAGAAGCCAUUGUGAAAGAAACAUUGAGAUUGCAUCCAAUUGGGCCCCUUCUUUCUUGGGCCCGUUUGUCCACGUCAGAUGUCCAGCUCAGCAAUGGAAUGAUGGUCCCAGCCAACACCACAACAAUGGUGAACAUGUGGGCCAUAACUCAUGACCCUAAAGUGUGGCACGAGCUACUUGUGUUCAAGCCAGAGAGGUUUAUGCAGAGUGAAGGAGGGGUUGAAGUUGAUGUUAGAGGUUUCAACCUUAGACUCGCACCAUUUGGAGCUGGACGUAGGGUUUGCCCGGGUAAGAACCUAGGCCUUGUGUCUGUGAGCCUUUGGGUGGCUAACUUGGUCCAUCGAUUUCAUUGGUUUCAAGACAUGGCUAACCCAGUUGACCCAGCCGAGGUUCUUAAGCUAUCUUGUGAGAUGAAGAACCCCCUCAUAGCUGUGGCUUCCCCAUGUUUACUAAUUAAAGCUCAAGAUAUUUUUCUAAGAUAUAUAUGCAAUAGCAUUAUAGUAACAUUUUCUUUCAUGAAAAUGUCGUGCAGCAAGAAUAUUUUCUUCCAAAUUCUAUGGUGUUUUUCCUUUAUCAGUCUUAGUUCCCAAACACAGCGUCAUUACAGUUUUGUUGUUAGAGAAGCCCAGUAUACAAGACUUUGUUCCACAAAAAGCAUAUUGACUGUGAAUGGAAACUUUCCAGGACCAACUAUUAGAGUCAACGGAGGAGACACAAUCUUCGUUGAUGUUUACAACAAGGGCAACUACAAUAUUACUUUACACUGGCAUGGAGUGAAGCAGCCAAGGAAUCCAUGGACAGAUGGUCCUUCAUACAUCACUCAGUGCCCCAUCCAACCCGGAAUGAAAUUCAGACAAAAGUUAGUUUUUUCUUUCGAGGAAGGGACCAUAUGGUGGCAUGCUCAUAGUGAAUGGAUAAGAGCCACUGUCUAUGGUGCUAUCUAUGUCUAUCCGACCAAGAAUACUCCCUACCCUUUUCCUCAACCUGAUGCUGAGAUUCCAAUCAUAUUUGGAGAAUGGUGGAUGAAUGAUGUCAACGAGGUCUUCAGACAGUCUUUUGAAACUGGAGGAGCCCCAAACGUAUCUGAUGCUCUCACUAUAAAUGGUCAACCUGGGGAUCUCUUCCCUUGCUCAAUGCCAGAAACGUUCAAGUUAAAUGUGGAGCAAGGCAGGACUUAUCAUCUCCGAGUUAUUAACGCAGCAAUGAAUCUCAUUCUCUUCUUCUCCGUUUCCCAACAUAACCUCACUGUUGUUGGUGCUGAUGCUGUGUACACCAAGCCAUUGACAAGGGAUUACAUUUGCAUAUCACCUGGACAAGCAAUGGAUGUGUUGUUGCAUGCCAACCAAGAACCUAAUCAUUAUUAUCUAGCUGCGAGGGCAUACUCAAGUGGGAUUGGUGUUGCCUUUGAUAACACCACAACCACUGCUAGAAUAGAGUACAGUGGCAAUUACACUCCACCUUCAUCCCCUUCAUUGCCAAACCUCCCCAACUUUAAUGAUACACAAGCAGCUUUGGAAUUCAUUACAAACUUGAGAGGCUUACCAGAGAGAUACCCCACCCCGGUCCCAACAAACAUCACAACUCAAAUACUGACCACUAUUUCUGUCAACACUUUGCCAUGCCCUAAUGGCAGAAACGACUGUCAGGGACCAAAUGGAACCAUUUUCUCUGCUAGCAUGAACAACAUAAGUUUUCAAAACCCCAACAUUGACAUUCUCAAAGCCUAUUACUACCAUAUCAAUGGGGUAUAUGAAACGGGAUUUCCCAGAUUCCCACCUUUUAUAUUUAACUUCACUGCAGAUUUUUUGCCUCUAACAUUGAAUAUACCAAAGCAAGGGACUAGGGUUAAUGUGCUGAACUAUGGUGCAAUAGUUGAAAUUGUUUUCCAAGGAACAAACGUUGUUGGAGGGAUAGACCAUCCUAUACAUCUCCAUGGGUACAGUUUCCAUGUUAUUGGAUAUGGAUUAGGCAAUUUUAACCAAAGUAAAGAUCCCAUGAAUUUCAAUCUGGUUGAUCCUCCUUAUUUGAAUACGGUGAUUGUGCCAAUAAAUGGCUGGGCUGCCAUUAGAUUCGUGGCUGUAAACCCUGGGGUAUGGUUUAUGCACUGCCAUCUAGAACGACAUCAAUCUUGGGGCAUGGAGACAGUUUUUAUAGUGAAGAAUGGAAACUCUCCAAGUCAAAUAUUGCCAUCACCGCCGCCAGACAUGCCCCCAUGUUGA
This is a messenger RNA of Sphenostylis stenocarpa, 2322 nucleotides long. The record is from the annotation of a GenBank genome assembly. NCBI's taxonomy places the organism in Eukaryota, Viridiplantae, Streptophyta, Magnoliopsida, Fabales, Fabaceae.